Molecule: messenger RNA, 1326 nt
Organism: Metarhizium acridum CQMa 102
Lineage: Eukaryota; Fungi; Ascomycota; Sordariomycetes; Hypocreales; Clavicipitaceae
Source: RefSeq, a predicted model, not a curated record
AUGGAUGAGCCAAACUGGACGCGGGAGCUGCUACAAUCCUCCUCCUUGUACUUUGAGGGAGCGAAACAAAGCGAUGGAGACUUCCUCAUGUCCGAGUCCGGAUCAAUACACCAAAACGGCAUCACGUUCGACAAUCUCGAGCAAGCACGUCGUCGAUGCUCGCAGGCAAACUCUGCACUCGCAGCGAGUCGCCAAAAUCACCAAGAACCGAGGAACCCCCCCAGGUCUCGUACCGGUUCCGGUUCCGAAGAGAACAAUUCCCCCCCUCAGUCUGAUCAGUCACCGAUGGUUUCUACGCCCUUGUCAUUUACCAGUCUAUCUGACCCGCUCCCCAACGUGUAUCGAUCAAGGGUUUCGUUGAGAAAUUCUGGCAGUCUGGCAGAAAUCGUCAAGCACUCCACGACGGGACCAACCUCCUCGCUGCCCGGUCUCGUUUGCAUUGACGAUGCCAUAAGAAUGACAGUUGAAUACCCGCUUCGCAUGCUGGCGGAUACAUUUCGAUCCCCAUUCAUUCACCCCAAGCUUGCUCGAGAAUGCCCCAAGGGGAUGCCGCAACCGAUUGCCGAGGCGUUGGCCUGCGUCGGGAUGAAAAUGCACUCGGAACAGCCCGGACUGCAGUUUGUUUGUGACGUGUUUCAAGAUCAGCGGGACAAGUUGAUCAAGGAAAUUCCAUCGACAUCCGACAGGAAUGAUCUCGAGGGCGUCUGCGCCUUAUUGCACGCCAUGUGCAUCUACCAGAUCGAGGGGUUGUUGUCCGAUAAUAGAUACAGCUCGAAACUUGCAACUGCAGUGCUACAUCACGAGUAUCUCGUCAGGGCAACGCGACGGCUAUUGAUUGACCUGGAAAAGCCUGUAGCUGUCAACAAAAGACCAUACUCGGUGCUUUCGUCACCAACACCCGCCAGUAUGUCAUGGAGUACAUGGUUGGUGCACGAAUCGCUUCGACGCACAGUAUUCCUCAUCUUCAUAAUCCAUCAUCUGCUCGGAGUAGCCAAGAUCUUGGACCCGGCGUAUUUUGAGCCAUUAUUUCCUCAAGAUCUCUUCGACGCCAUCCAGUUACCCUCUGACGAGUCGCUAUGGCUUGGUGAAAGUGAAGAAGAGUGGCACGCUAUUCGACGUGCUCUUCGGCACACGGAUGCGCGUGCUGGUCCCCAAAGGCUGAGACUUGCAGUUAGCCUUGCCAAACGCCAAAAGGAAAUUUCGGAGCGGGAAGGCGGAACCGUUAAUGAAGAUGACGAGCCUGGAGAUGCCUCUUUUCUGGAACGACUGCCGGAGGUGAGCAGGUUGAUUGUCAGCGUGGCGUCUCUUAACGUAAGGGAUAUGUAA